AUGUCAAGUGAAGAAAGAAAGACUAAGGUGGAUCACGACAAUCCACCUUUUUCUAGACUGUUUGUUGUUUGCUCUAAAAACCACACUGAUGACGAUAUUAAAGAAGCCUUUGGAAGCUAUGGAAAACUUCAAGAUGUUUGGGUUGUGACAGAUAGAAACACCCAAGAAAGGAAAGGGAUAGCUUACAUCAAAUUUGAGAAAGCAUCGGAAGCUCACAUUGCCAUGGAAAAACUCCAUGGAGAAACUAUCGGAGGGGAUUCAAAACCAUUAAAGGUACUUCUGGCUGACAACAAGGGCCAAAGCCGUUCAGUGUCAGGGGAAGCGAAGCCACGAUCCCGGAUAUUCAUCUUAGUUCCCAAGACAAUGUCAUCGAGCGAGGUUGAGGAAGAGUUCACCAAGUUUGGAUCUGUUGAUCAUGUUCAAAUACUCACUGAUAGAUCAUCUGGAGAAUCCAAGGGUUGUGCCUAUGUGAAGUUUGUGAAGCCCUCCUCAGCUUUCAGUGCUCUUGAAGAUUGUGACGAGAAAUACAGAGCAGUGAUUGCUGAACCCCGUGUUCCUCGGGAUGCAAGAACUGGAGGUUUCUCAAGCGAUAAUUCAAGAGAUAAUUCCUCUUCACGUCACCUUGAUCACUCUAGACGGAGCACCUACAGUAGUGCACCUUAUGUUGCUCCAGCUGAUCACCAAAACCAAACACAACCAGAAACAAUUAGUUUUACAGACCUGACUGAUCCGGGUGCCAUGCAACGACUGUACAUUGUAUGUCACACCAGUUUAUACGAAGAACAACUGUAUAGUUUGUUUGACCUAAUUCCUGGAUUGGAAUCAUUCGAGCUAAAGCACUACCGAGGAAGCACAGAAUCGCGGGGGUUCGCAUACGCAGGUUACCGAACAAUUGAGUUAGCGUGUUACGCUAAGCGCAAGUUGGACGGGUUAGAGUAUCCGCCAGGACACAAGCUGAUUGUGAAGUACGCUGAGGACCGACCAGCUGGAGCGGGAGGAAACAGAGAGCGACAGGGAAGUUCAGGAAUGAGAAUGGACACGGAUGCAUGGAACUCCGCAAACGCAGUGCAGCGCAAUGUGAGCAUGAUGGCACCCCGGUACUCAGCACCCCCCACUAUGCCUGCUCAACAAGUUCCCACCAACAGAGGAAACGAGUGUCCCUACACAGACACAUCUCUACCAAACCCUCUCCCAAUGGCAGCUCCAGGAACCGCCUGCAGAGCUAAACUCUUCCUAGUAGCCACACCCACUAUACCUGACGAGAUAGCUCUUAAAGACGUUUUCUGUCGCUUUGCUUCUCUCAUCGAAAUUAAGCUCAUUCCGGGUACGUCAUACGGUUAUAUAAGAUACGGAAUGAAGGAGUCAGCAGAAGCAGCAUGUAUGGUGCUAAACAACGGUAAGAUACAAGGAAACGAGAUCAAGCUGUCACAACAGGAAGAGGGAGGCGAUAAUAAACGGGCCAGGAACUCGUUUGACGGAGCAGCCGCUCAGUGGUAAAGAUGCAUGGCUUUUUCUUUUCGAUUGCACUGAACGUGAUAUUUACAAAUUUUAGCCCAUAUGACUUGGGCUGAGCCUAGUCCGUGAUUGAUUUGAUUUUGAAAAAAUAAGUUUUAUUCUUUGCCGUUUGGAGUGAAAUUUACAUCUAAUUUUAUAAUAUUUAAAUAUAUUUUCAUGAAGAUUUUACCACGUGUCUUGAUGACCUGUAGCUGUGGUACUGCAGCCAUUUAUUGGUUUUAUAGUUAAUAACUUAUCUCAGCUAUCUCACCUUGUUAAAUUAUCAUUGAACAUUUUAUUUAUUUAUAA
Molecule: messenger RNA, 1803 nt
Organism: Bolinopsis microptera
Lineage: Eukaryota; Metazoa; Ctenophora; Tentaculata; Lobata; Bolinopsidae
Product: RNA-binding protein 45-like
Exons: 10
Coding region: 1-1497 (498 amino acids)
Molecular function (GO): RNA binding
Source: RefSeq, a predicted model, not a curated record